AUGAGUGGACGUCCGUUAAAGACGUUGAAGCCCGGGAUCAACGUGCCCAUGGUCACGCUCUUCAAGCCAGAGACCGAAGACCUGGACUUGGAAGCGAUUGCCAAACACGCCGUCAGACUCGCAAAGGCAGGCCUGACCUCGAUCACCUGUCAAGGCUCGAACGGCGAGGCCGUGCAUUUGACCAAACAAGAACGAAUCCAAGUCGUGCAGACGACACGCAAAGCUUUGGAUGACGCCGGCUUUACCGACUUUCCCAUCGUUGUCGGCUGCGGUGCCCAGUCAGUGCGGGAAACAGUCGAGUUCUGCCGGGAUGCUUAUGAAGCGGGUGGUGAUGCGGCCUUGGUUCUGCCGCCUUCAUAUUACAAGUCUUCAUUCACCAAUGCGUCGUUUAUCGAGUUCUUCCAAGACGUUGCCACCGACUCCCCGAUCCCCAUUCUGAUUUACAAUUACCCUGGCGCCGCUGCGGGCGUGGAUCUCGACUCCGACACCAUCAUCAAGCUGGCCAAGCACCCCAAGAUUAUUGGCUGCAAAUUGACUUGCGGUAACACGGGCAAGCUGAACCGAAUUGCCAACGCCGUCAAUGCUGCGACUGCCAAUUCGCAAAAUUCCGGUUGGUUGUGUCUGGGUGGCUCGGCCGAUUUUACUCUGCAGACCAUGAUUGCUGGCGGUUCGGGCAUCAUUACCGGACUUGGUAACAUUGUUCCCAAGGCUUGCGUCAAGGUCUUCAAUCUUUAUGCUGAGGGUAAGGUCGAGGAGGCUCAGAAGCUGCAGGCUAUUGUUGCUCGUGGCGAUUGGGGUGUCAUUUCGGGAGGUGUCACUGGUACCAAGAGUGCCUUGCAGUCGUUCUUCGGAUAUGGUGGCUACGCGAGGCGACCGCUGCCCAAGCCUAGCAAGGAGGAUGUCGCUAGGUAUGAGGAUAUCUUGAGGGAAGCGGUUGAGCUGGAGAAGACUUUGUAG
Molecule: messenger RNA, 957 nt
Organism: Exophiala dermatitidis NIH/UT8656
Lineage: Eukaryota; Fungi; Ascomycota; Eurotiomycetes; Chaetothyriales; Herpotrichiellaceae
Product: dihydrodipicolinate synthetase
Exons: 1
Coding region: 1-957 (318 amino acids)
Molecular function (GO): 4-hydroxy-tetrahydrodipicolinate synthase activity
Source: RefSeq, a predicted model, not a curated record